CCCCCGCCGCAGCCGCGCUGUUCGCCUGGGGUGCGAACAGCUAUGGGCAACUUGGCCUUGGCCAUAAGGAGGAUGUGCUUUCGCCCCAGCAACUGCAUGACUUCUGUCAACCAGGGCGUAUCAGGAGGAUCACAGGAGGGGGAGGCCACUCUAUGGUUGUCACAGAUGGAGGAGACCUUUUUGUUUGUGGCCUGAACAAAGACGGGCAGCUGGGACUUGGUCACACAGAGGACGUUCUGUCUUUCAUCCCCUGCACAUCCCUCCUGGGCUGUCCCAUCCAGCAGGUGGCCUGUGGCUGGGACUUUACCAUUAUACUCACAGGAAGUGGUCAAGUUCUGUCCUGUGGCUCUAACUCCUUUGGCCAGUUAGGAGUUCCUCACGGGCCUCGAAGAUGUGUGGUUCCCCAGGUCAUCGAGCUCCUGACCGAGAAGGUUGUGAGCGUGGCUGCUGGACUGAGGCACGCGUUAGCUGCUACAGUGAGUGGCAUCGUGUUCCAGUGGGGGACUGGCUUAGCAUCGUCUGGACGACGGCUGUGCCCGGGGCAGACUCUUCCACUGUUUUUGACAGCCAAGGAACCAAGCAGAGUGACAGGUUUGGAGGAUCGUAAAGCAACAUGUGUUCUUGCGGGCGCAGAGCACUCAGCCUCGUUAACAGGCGCAGGAGAGCUGUAUGUUUGGGGGAGCAACAAGCACGGGCAGCUCGCAGCCCAGGCCGCCUUCCUUCCCACGCCCCAGAACAUAGAGAAGCGUUGUUUUCAGAAUGAAAAGGUCACAGCCGUCUGGAGUGGGUGGACACACCUGGUUGCUCAGACAGAAACUGGCAAGGUCUUUACCUGGGGCCGAGCAGACUACGGUCAACUAGGGAGGAAGCUGGAGUCUCAUGAAGACGGGAAGCUGGGAAGGCGAGAUUCACCCCUCCCCUGCUCGAGACGACAGACCAGCACACCCUCCUCUCUGCAUUGCCUGAUGGGAGCAACUGAGGUCUCUUGCGGCUCAGAGCAUAAUUUGGCAAUAAUCGGUGGGGCCUGCUACUCUUGGGGCUGGAACGAGCACGGCAUGUGUGGAGACGGUACCGAAGCCGACGUCUGGACCCCGAAGCCUGUGCAGGUCCUGCGGUCGUCAUCAGGGCUCCUUGUGGGCUGUGGGGCUGGCCAUUCCCUAGCCCUCUGCCAGCUGCCAGCACCCCUAGCACUGGACCAGGACCCCACGGUCACCUCCCCUUCUGCAGAUACCACCAAGGACACUGAAUCUCAGAAAGCCAUGGACCGAGACAGAAACUGGAAGGAAAGAUAAUCAGAAACUUCAGCCCAGAACCAACCUAGCAGAUCCAGAAACAGGGCUCUGCGGAGGGGGACCUUUAAUAAAGCGGCUUUUCCCACCAAA
Messenger RNA from Tupaia belangeri chinensis (Chinese tree shrew), 1382 nucleotides. It is a transcript of the gene SERGEF, whose product is annotated as secretion regulating guanine nucleotide exchange factor. Lineage: Eukaryota; Metazoa; Chordata; Mammalia; Scandentia; Tupaiidae. The record is from RefSeq and is a predicted model, not a curated record.